Messenger RNA from Pocillopora damicornis (cauliflower coral), 2219 nucleotides. RefSeq lists its product as uncharacterized. NCBI's taxonomy places the organism in Eukaryota, Metazoa, Cnidaria, Anthozoa, Scleractinia, Pocilloporidae. The record is from RefSeq and is a predicted model, not a curated record.
GCUUCACUCUAGCAGUGUGGUACAAUUUAUGGAAUACGGGAUCACGGGUACCAUUAGUGGGAAUAGUGUCUUCAUCCUUGGUCCAUGAACAAAGAGGAGAAGGAGUGUAUAUGACCUUGAAACUGAAAUGCUUCUACUGCGACUCCCAAGACUUCGGUGAAGCAUGGGAAACUCUUACCCAGGACACUGCAUGUCAAGACAGUGUGUUUUCAACUUGUUUUCGGAAUCAGACACUCCCGGGAAGGCAAACAACGGAAGUUAUUGAUCUCAUAAGAAGCUGUGAACAGAAAUGCAAGUGCUCGGACGAGGAAGGUUGGUGCGUGACUCCGGAAUGCAAACGUCAGACGAAAUGCUGUUGGGGUCAGGUAUACUGUGAAGAAGACCAAUACUGAGACAAAUGCUCAAGCUUGCUUUAGGCGACCGUUUACGCAUUGCGGAUCUAUUAUCACGCGCAAUGCUAGCCUAUUAUUUUUCUCGCUAUUUCAAGUUACUUGUAACCGUUGGACGCGGUACAAUAAUGCAAACUUGUGGAGUACAGCAUUUGCCUAUUUUCGUUAAUUGUCUGAGUUUUCGAAGCUUACACUCAGUCUUCGUUGUACCAGGCUAUAGGUAUAAGACCGAUUAAUCAGACGGAGAACUGAAAGGAGACCAUUUAAGGCGUCGCUAAACAGUUUUUUGACGCUUGAGAGAUAACGCUCUCAAACAGAAAGGAAUCCUGAAUCGAAGAUUACAAUGAUCAUCUUGGGUAGGAGAAAAAAAGUAGCUGUGACGAUGUCUAACACUCUUUAUUUCUGUGUGAAAUCAUCAGUUACUGUAACAGCUCCCGAAACACAUGAUUGUAGAAAUUUUUUCUAACAGUAUCUUCAAUACGUGAUCGCGUAAAUCUUCGCGUGCGUAUUGGUCGAGAGCCAUUUUUUGUACAAUUUUCAGCAAUUAAUAAAAUAAAAACCUCGCUCCGUGAAUAGUUGUUGCUUAUAUCCUAUCAUAAAACUGACGCACAGAAGCACUGUAGAAACCAGCUUACGGUAGACUCGUUGUUUGUAUGGGUUUUUCAAGCGUGGGGAGGCAAGCGUAAGAACUGCGCAAAAGGCCCACGAGGGUGAGACAAAGUCACCUUUGACGCACUUCCCCUCUCGCGUGUGACUCGCCCUUCACACGCGUCCCGCGCUGACUUAAAAAAACAAGUUUAACAGGAAACCACAUCCCAAGCGACUUACUAUGAAAAUAUCAUUAGACUACAUGGAUGGGUGAUGAACUCUAGAUGAAAAUAUAAACGAUCAUAUUCGGUUUUUCAUUAAAAUUUUUCAAUACUGGUUGUGAGUUUUGUUACCAGGGAAACGCUAUCUAGCUAAAAAAGCGGGUGUGGAUCGCCCAAAUUGCGGCAAUGUUUAAUAAGAUCUUCAUCAUGUAAACCCUUAAGCACUCGAGAUCAGUGGUGGGUUCAUUUACAUUUUGAAGUCUGGAACGUAUUUGUAAAAUUAAAAAAAAAAAAAAGAUAACACUUUACGAGAGUAAAACGAAGCCAAAGCAGCUGAGAAAUAUUGGGAGGUGUGGAUUAAGAUGGUCUUCCACCCGCAUUUUAAAAAAUUUUAAUACUAACUGGGUCCAAUUCAUUAUAAUACCAUUGGAAAUAUUCAAAAGUGUUGCGAAUUGCACUAGUAAUUGACAUUUUGUAACCAUGGCAACCAGUUUCCAGGCUCCCAAGGAUGAAAAAAGGUACCCAUCUGCUAAAAAGAAUAUUUAAAGAACCAGAGGUCCCAUUGACUUAUAAAUGGUAUCAAAAUGAACUACAAUGAUUGUUCUAUGCUGUAAACCUCAAAAAGUAAACUAUCAAAGUAUCUUUCAGAACAAUAAAAAUUUAUUUCUGAGAAGUGCAAUAUUUUAGCCCUAAUCAUUCUCAGAAAAUUGAAAUGAGAUUCAUUCACUUUCACACAACUGCUUUUGUUCUUGUUCACAACACAGCACAAAUACAAGAGAGAAUUCACUGAAAAUUUCAGGUCAAUUGCUCUAAAAGAAGGAAAGAUAUCCUUUUUGCCGUAAUGGCUACUAAAGCAAAAUUACAAAAAUGAGAAAACUGCGAUUAAAGUGUCACCUUCCUUUUCUUGUUGUUUGUCAGUUUUUUUUUCAUAUUCCCUGCACUUCUUGCAGACUUUGCUUAAGGGUACGACAUCCAGAAUUUUUCUGGUUUCCAGGCUAAUGGCAGUGACACAACCAUUUAA